This is a messenger RNA of Ceutorhynchus assimilis (cabbage seed weevil), 1828 nucleotides long. NCBI's taxonomy places the organism in Eukaryota, Metazoa, Arthropoda, Insecta, Coleoptera, Curculionidae. The record is from the annotation of a GenBank genome assembly.
CACAGAUUAGGCUUAUUCUGAAUUGAUUGAUUUCAGGGUUAUAAUAGACAUAAGUAUUUUUUUCUUUUAUUACCAAGUUAUCGUGAUAUUGGUGGUGCAUUGAUUGGAUUACCUAAGAUAAUCAAUUAGGCAAAAGAUAUGAUAGUCAAUUUUUUCCUGAUAAUUGCCUGGACGCAAUUAUGCCAAGCGAUAAAUACGGGAAAACUUCAAAAACAUUUCGAAUGGAACAUCAUGGACUUUGAAUAUCCGGAUUUAAACAAGAAAUUGAAUGAUAUGGCUACGGGAAGACUGAAACCUGAAAAUGCUUUGCCUGUUGGAAUUGAAAUUUGGAAUGAAAAAAUGUUUAUUACUACUCCCAGGUGGAAAGAAGGCAUUCCAUCGACGCUUAAUUACGUUCCUAUAGUUUCUGCUACAAAAAGUCCCGCCCUAAUACCGUAUCCAAGCUUAGAAGCUAAUGAACUGGGAAACUGCGAAAGAGGAUUAAGUACUGUUUACAGAAUUCAUGUGGAUCAAUGCGACAGAUUAUGGGUUUUGGAUACCGGAACUUUUGGUAUAGAUACAACCACUCAAAACCCGUGUCCUUACGCAAUCAAUAUCUUCGAUUUGAGAACUGACACUAGAAUUCACAGGUACGAAUUCCGAAAAGAAGACACCAACUCCAGAACUUUCAUUGCAAACAUCGCAGUCGAUUUGGGAAAAACCUGCGAAGAUGCUCAUGCCUAUUUCAGCGAUGAAUUGGGUUACGGGCUCAUCGUUUAUUCCCUAAAAGAAAACAGAAGCUGGAGAUUCGAACACAGCUUUUUCAUGCCUGACCCGUUGAAAGGUGAUUUCAAUAUUGACAAUUUGAACUUCCAAUGGGGCGAAGAAGGUAUUUUCGGAAUGAGUUUGACGGCAGUGCAGAAAAAUGGGUUUAGGAUAAUGCACUUCAGUCCACUGGCGAGUAACAGAGAAUUUGCCGUGUCCACGCAAGUGCUGCAAAACUCUUCAAAAACCGAAGAUAGUUAUCACGAUUUUUACUACUUAGAAGAAAGAGGUCCCAAUACACAUACCACCUCAAGAGUGAUGUCACAUGGCGGUAUUCAGUUUUUCAAUUUGAUCGACCAAAAUGCUUUGGGAUGCUGGAACACUAUCAAGUCUUAUGAGCCCAAAAACAUUGGAAUUGCCGAUAGAAACGAUCAAGAAUUGAUUUUCCCUGCUGACGUUAAAAUUGACAGAAACAACUACGUAUGGGUGGUUUCAGACAGAAUGCCGAAAUUCCUCAUAUCAACCUUGGACUACAAAGAACCGAACUUCAGAGUAUUCUUCGCGCCACUCGAGGUCCUUAUUAAGGACACAGUUUGUGAGGAUAACAUCAUUAUUCCAUCGGAUCAGAGUAAUUUAUAUUUGACCACUGACAAAACAAUAUUUACCAACCCUGAAAUAUAUUUAUCAACAAAAUCCGAAGACAAUAUCCUUCAAGGAAUAUUGAAUGGUCAAGUUUAUCCUUCGUUGAACAAACCCCUUGGUAAAACUGAUUUAUUGUCACAAUGGAAUUAUAGAUAUUAAUAAGUUGUAAAAAUAGAUGAAAUAUUAACGUCUUCUGAUUCAAAAACAAAAUUACUUGCAAAAGUGUAGGUAGAUAUGUAUAUUAAAUUUACCAAAGAUUUACUGAACUUUCCCAUUUCGAUACAAAUUAUCAAUUGUACAUAUUUAAUACUGCUGAAAGUUCACUUUUCGGAUUAUUCAAAUACUAUGCACAUUCCUAUUUCAGAAAAAUUUAAAUUAUACCUACUUAUGCUUAUUUCUGUUGUAAAUAAAAUCUAUUACGUAUGUGAAUAUUUUAUUUUCA